Vitis vinifera (wine grape) is the source of this 773-nucleotide messenger RNA. Its product is annotated as loganic acid O-methyltransferase. NCBI's taxonomy places the organism in Eukaryota, Viridiplantae, Streptophyta, Magnoliopsida, Vitales, Vitaceae. Gene Ontology annotation, molecular function: S-adenosylmethionine-dependent methyltransferase activity. Gene Ontology annotation, biological process: methylation. The record is from RefSeq and is a predicted model, not a curated record. The coding region runs from base 1 to 753 and encodes 250 amino acids. The transcript is spliced from 3 exons.
AUGAAGCCAAGGUUUCCAUCUUCAUCAUUGGAACAAGCAACAGCAAGUGAUCAGAUAUUCAAUGGUAAAUCGGGUGGGCACGACACUGCCAACAGGCACUGCAUGACUUGUGGGCACCUCAGUUGUUUCCAUGGCCGGUUAUUCCCGAAGUCAUCUAUCCAUUUCAUGUUUUCCCCUCAUGCACUCCACUGGCUCUCAAAGGUGCCUGAAGAGUUGUUGGACAAAAACUCCCCUGCAUGGAACAGGGGAAGGAUUCACUACACAAGUGGCCCAGAAGAAGUAAGCCAUGCUUAUGCAGCUCAAUUUGAGCAUGACAUGGAGAUCUUUUUGAGUGCGAGAGCUAAGGAACUUGUGUUUGGAGGGAUGAUAGUGCUCCUCAUUCCAGCUCUCCCAACUGGGAUCCCUACUUCUCAUAUCCCAAUUGGUAUUAUGUUCGAUCUUCUGGGAUCAAGCCUCAUGGACAUGGCCAAGGAGGGAUUAAUUAGUGAAGUUGAAGUGGACUCCUUCAACUUGCCUAUUUAUGCAACCUCCCUGGAGCAAAUGACAAGCCUGGUUGAAAGAAAUGGGUAUUUAAUCAUUGAGAGAAUGGAGCUAAUGGACCCUACAUCAAAGCAUGUGGCAGUCAGUGGGAAGGACUAUACAAUGAACUUUAGAGCUGGCAUGGAGGGGAUUUUUGGCGAACAUUUUGGAAGUGGGAUUAUUGAUGAAGUGUUUGAUAGGCUUUACAAGAAAACUACGGAGUUCUCCCACUAGCUGGAAUCCAGCCACAAAGA